CUAAGCAAUGUCAAGAAUGCCUGGAUUACAGAUUUUGUACCAAUUGGAAAAUAUUUGGGCACAACAAUUAUUUGGGAAGCAGUUACAGAACUUGUUUGUGGAUAUCAUAUCAUUAUUUCGUCCAUAAAAAGGCAAGAAAUAGAAGAAAUAAUACCAAGUGUAGAAGACUUGUACCAU
Nezara viridula (southern green stink bug) is the source of this 177-nucleotide messenger RNA. NCBI's taxonomy places the organism in Eukaryota, Metazoa, Arthropoda, Insecta, Hemiptera, Pentatomidae. The record is from the annotation of a GenBank genome assembly.